GUCCGGUGAGUGGCUGGCGGGGUCGCCUCCGGGGAAUCAGCCUGGCUGCUGCCCUGGAAUAAUGAAGGGCCCCGGGACUGACUGGCUGCCUCCAGCCGCGGCGGGGGCUUGUGUGUCCCCACGGUGCGGGCCCCCGUCCGCGGUCGUAGCUAGGGUGGGAGGCGUCCAUGGGCUCAAGCCAGGAAGCCACGCGGAGUUCACAGGUGUCUCUGCUGAAAUUCUGCAGGUCUGCAAGUAAAGUCCCUGAAGAUUUCUACUGCCUGUACCAAAAUGUGUCUUCCAUUUGUGGCAUGCUGUUCAUGAGAGGAACAGAAUCCUGUCUGGUCUCAGUACAUCAGAUUGUUCCAUGAAUUAUAAUGCAUUUUACCUGGUGUCCAAAGACCUGUUUCUAUGGGCUUGAACCUCAUUAAGGCCCUGUCUUCUGAGCUGGCAUUUGAAAGCUGUUUAUAAAACGGGAGCAAAAAUGAACAAUAAAGUGGGUUAUUUGAUAAGAACAAUCAGACAUUUGCAUGUAUGUGGUUCUAAACUGGGUCCCAGCUUUAGAACUGCGAUGAGGACAUACACAUUAGGGAUUAGUAUAUAUAACAGUACCAUACAAAGUGUGAACCUGAGGAGAUUCCUGUUAAAUGUUCCUCCUCACCAGCUUGAAUCAUUUUGCCGAUUGCUGUCUCACGGGGUGCCUGUUUAUAGUAAAGGAGAUGCCACUGUACAAGAACAGAAUGCUACAAAGUUUCUAUUAGAUGAACAUAUGCAAAGUUCAUCUAGUGCCUUGGACCCUCUAGAAGAAGAUAGAAGUGUUGUUGAAGAGAAUCUGGUAGUGAAGAGCGAAAGGAGUCAAUCACAGCAGUUCUUUGAUGACCUUCAAAAAUGCACAUCUCCCUGUGAUGUAUUAGACCUAGUUUCAAAGUCUGCUAUUUCUGAGAAGCAUUGUAGUAACUGUUUUACUACUAUGUGGGUGCUCAUCAAAAAGCUGUCCGAAGACCAGAAGCGUUAUGAGAAACAACUGAUGGUCGAGCAUCCUGCAUUCAUGCAGCUAUGUCAGCGUCUGAUGCAAGAGUCUAGGAGCAUGUGGUGUGAUGACUUGGUAUACAGUCUACAUGCUGUGCUGAAGCUAGGAGUAUCCCAGAACACUCGACUGGUUCAGACUUUGCUGAGGGUCUCUCAGGAGCGCCUCAAUGAAUUUGAUGACCGAUGUCUCUCUGUUGUGUCAACCACCUUGGCAACCAUGGAAAAAAGCAGAAAUGUGGAUGCUCUUCAAGCUGGAUUACAGUUACUGGUGGAGCAGCGAAUUCCAAAGAUCAGUAACAUUUUUAUGUUGCAAAGCAUGAUGAAAUGCAUUGGAAAAGAUGCCCCCCUCUCUCUCAAAAGGAAAUUUGAGAAUAGAGUUUUGAAAGAGCUGGACCACUUGACUCCUCUGAAUGCUCAACACAUGUUUAGUGCUCUGGCUGCAAUGAAUCACUGCUCCAUGCCAAUCCUGGAUGCCUGCAGUAACAAAAUCAUUGAGAGUAUCCAUGGUACUCCAUUUUGGCAGCUAAUCCAUGUUCUGAGAUCAUGCAGCAUCCUCCGGUACCGCAAUGUAGUUUUGUAUUCAGCAAUAGCAAACUACGUGACUUCGGCCAUCUACAUGUGGGACACUAAACAGAUUGUCCUGUUUUUGUCUGCCUUUGAGGGACUUCGCUUUCGACCUGUUGAGCUGAUGGAUAUUUUGGCUGAGAAGGUGACAAGUCAUCCUGAAUCCCUGAACCUGAAGGAUAUUCUAAGUGUUCUCCGGGUGUAUUCACUUCUCAACCACGUUCCCAAAUGCCAAAAUCAGGAGUUCCUGGAGUCUCUCAACAGUGCCUUGAAUAAGUACCUCACCAGGAUUUCUAAUGUGGAUCUGCUGAAGGCAGUGUAUUCAUUUUGCAUUUUAAAGUAUCUGCCCCAGCCUGCACUUAGUCAGCUCCUGCAAGGGGAAAACCUCAAUGAAUUACUAAAAUCAGAUGACCUUAACGAGCAGAAUGAAAUGAUGCUGCACUGUGUGAACAUGUGUCUGGAACUUGAUAGUCCUCCUUCAUUCACCAAACCAGCAACUGUGUUUAUAAAGAAACCCUCAUCACCUUUGGUUUCUGAUCUCCCUGAGGUUCAGGAGGCUCUCCUGAAACUUCUGGGAGAUGAGCGUAUGGUUCAGCAAAACAUCCAACUGCCACACGAUUACACCAUCGAUUUUGAAUUCAAAAUGGAUGCAGACAGAAAAAAAGUGCUUCCAGUAACUGAAGUAGAUGAUUCUGCUGAUGAUCCAAAUGUUCAAAGAGUGGCUGUUCUCUGUGCUCCUCCAUCUGCUUUCUGUUUUGGCACAAGACACCCCCGAGGCAAGCUGGCAAUGAAGAUGAGGCAUCUGAAAGUACUGGGCUAUCAUGUGAUACUGGUCCACUACCAGGAGUUUAAAAAACUGAAGAAAAGAAGAAGCAAUUGAGUAUUUGAAGAGAGAAGUCUAUUCAGCAGAUGCUUUUCCUGUUUCUGAUGUGAAUUUGCAGGAUAAUAUUUAAAAUGGACCGAGAACUUUGGAUCUCCUGCUUUUUUCCCAUCAUAACCAUUCACAAGAAGAUGGAAGCAGUUUCAUAUAUUCCUAAAAAAAUGCGUCAAGACAUUGUACCCUGUAGAAAGUUUGUAAAUUCAACUAUAUCUACUGAAGGAGUUCUUUAGGAAUAGAAGCAGUUACUUUCAAAACUGUGUUUCAGAAUGCUAUAGCUAAGGCUCCUUAAACAAUAAUUGACUUCAUUUAAAAAAAAAAAAAAACACUCCUGCAUUUAAUGUUGAAAAUAUCUCAAAUUUAUCUCUUUUUUUUUUUUAACUAUAUAUAGGCUACUCCAGUGGGCCAAACUUCUCAUGUGUUCUUGAACUGGGGGAGUGUGACAGUCUUUCAGAGCAUUUGGGACCAUGACUGCUCUCACUGUAGAGAGAAUGGGAUAACGAGUCAAUAGCUGUCUUUAGCUUUCAAUAAGAACUCCAGCCAGAAAAGCAGUAAAUCAUUAGAUAUUGACUGGAGUAGAAAAUCAAACUCCCAAAUCUCUUGACAAGUUUGUAACUCAGAAAAUACUUUCUAGUCUCUUUUUCAGAAGUUGGGACAGCAAAUGAUUCUUUAUUCUCCAUGCUUUUCUUCAGUCUGAAGCCUUUCCCCCUGUUAUAAGCACUCAGAGUCAUAGCUAUAAGAUCCUGUUCCUUGUAUAAAUUGCCUUGUGAUGUCUGCUCGUGUUUUAGUAUUAGCUCUUCCAAGACUACUUACAGCUAUUGCACAAUACUUAGGAAGGAGUACUGCAGAAAGGGAUCUGGGGGUCAUAGCAGGCCACAAACUAAAUGAGUCAACAGUGUAAUGCUGUUGCAAAAAAAAGCAAAUAUCCUUCUGGGAUGUAUUAGGAGUGUUGUAAGCAAGACACAAGAAGUAAUUCUUCUGCUCUACUCUGCGCUGAUUAGGCCUCAGCUGGAGUAUUGUGUCCAGUUCUGGGCACCGCAUUUCACGAAGGAUGUGGACAAAUUGGAGAGAGUUUAGAGAAGAGCAACAAAAAUGAUUUAAAGGUCUAGAAAACUGAAAAAAUUGGGUUUAGUCUGGAAAAGAGACUGAGAGGGGACAUAACAGUUUUCAAGUAUGUAAAGGUUGCAAGGAGGAAGAGGAAAAUUUGUUUUCUUCUCCUCUGAGAAUAGGAGAAGAGACAAUGGGCUUAAAUUGCAGCAAGGGAGGUUUAGGUUGGACAUUAGGAAAAACUUAACUGUCAGUGCGGUUAAGGACUGGAAUAAAUUGCUUAGGGAUGUUUGGAAUCUCCAUCAUUGGAGAUUUUUAAGAGCAGGUUAGAUAAACACCUGUCAGGGAUGGCCUAGCUAAUAUAUAGUCCUGCUACGAGUGCAGGGGACUGGACUGGAUGACUUCUCAAGGUCCCUUCCAGUUCUAUGAUUCUAUGAUGCAACACACAUCCACUGGCCCACUACGUAGUAGAGGAUAAAUCAAAAUAAUGGUAGUAUUGCCUACUGAUGUAAUGUGAGAUCAAAGAAUGCUCUAAGUUGAAGGAGUGGAAGAGGCAGACAUAGCUCUUCCAUCCUGUUCUUGGAAAUAUGCAUUAGCACUUGCCUUCAAGAGUCAGUCAAUGAAACACUUGAAUUUUUUUGUCAAGUUAUUUUUUGUUGUUGUUUUAAUGAAGUGCAAUUUGAAUAGGGGUAUUUUGAACACUUACUUAGUAACAGCAUUGAAAUUGUGGUCUUACAAAUCUGUUACCCAUUUCUGCAUUAUGGUCAGUGCUGUGAUAAUGAUAUUGAUCAACCAGAACUAGUAAAUAUAUGUUAGAGCCUUUGACAGUAACCUUAUUUAACCAAAUGGCGGUGCUCUUGCUUUGUAUCAUGGUGAGCUGUGAACUGCACAAUUCUUUGUCUCUGUAUUUGGCUGAGGAUGUGGCUGAAGCUUUGCAGUGAUGUGGUAAAAGAAUUAAGGUGAAAAGAAGAAAUGAGACAUUAUUUUAAUUUGCUGCCGUACCCUUCAUGGUGUAGGUCAGCUGAAUAUGAUGCAUGUUUGUGGAGGGAACUUGCUAGUAAAGAUAUGUACAGAGUUAUGAUUGGUAACAUACCACAAGAAGAGCUGUCCUUGCUGGUUUUCAGACUGGCUGAAACCCUAAAGCAUGGAAAUUCUGCCAGAAAGCCUGAACUUGUGAGAUUUAAAACUGGAUUUUCAGGACUAAAGCGAAUUGCUCAUUGAUGGGAUUUCCCUUUUCUGGAUCAGGAUGCACCAAGAAAUACUGAUUAUCUGAAUGAACCUUUCCUUUCUUCUAGCCAGAUGGCAUGCAACCGCUUUUCUUUCUAUCAACACUAUGUUCAAGGUGUAGAGUACUCAUGACCAUUACACUGAAUGAGUGACCACUGGAAAAAACAGUAGUGGGUGGAACCAAUGACACACCUCAUUACACCAGUUAUAAUAUAAUAGCCCCGAAUAGAAGGUAUAUUUCAUGCCAUAUGCAACGUGAUAGUACCUUGCUCCUGCUGUAUCACUAGCUGUUUGUAUUAUUCUUGCAUCUUAUAAAUACAGUGCUAUAAAUACUCAGCUAUA
This is a messenger RNA of Dermochelys coriacea (leatherback sea turtle), 5065 nucleotides long. RefSeq names its product FAST kinase domains 2 (gene FASTKD2). Gene Ontology annotation, cellular component: mitochondrial matrix; ribonucleoprotein granule. Gene Ontology annotation, molecular function: RNA binding. Bases 464 to 2452 code for a protein of 662 amino acids. The transcript is spliced from 13 exons. The record is from RefSeq and is a predicted model, not a curated record. Gene Ontology annotation, biological process: mitochondrial RNA processing; regulation of mitochondrial mRNA stability. Lineage: Eukaryota; Metazoa; Chordata; Testudines; Dermochelyidae.